Molecule: messenger RNA, 300 nt
Organism: Cotesia congregata
Lineage: Eukaryota; Metazoa; Arthropoda; Insecta; Hymenoptera; Braconidae
Source: the annotation of a GenBank genome assembly
AUGAUAAUCCUUAUUGGAAUUUACGUUUUACUGCGGGAAAUAUUUGAUUUCAUUUUAGCGAAGAAAGUAACAAAAGAACAAAUUUUAGGUUUUGAAUCAGUAAUUCGUCGUCACCAUCUAUUAUACAUUGAACUAACUGGUGGUCCAAUCUCUCAUGUAUCUUCUAUCCAUUCUAAGUCAAAACAUACUCACUUAACAAGAUCGGCUUCGUUUAUGGACAGGAUAAUAUAUAUAAUAAAGCGCUUUAUCUUUAAUCGUACAAGGCACGUCUACUCUCCUGAGUGUAUUACUCAUAACUAA